This is a messenger RNA of Hirundo rustica (Barn swallow), 1360 nucleotides long. RefSeq names its product chromobox 3 (gene CBX3). NCBI's taxonomy places the organism in Eukaryota, Metazoa, Chordata, Aves, Passeriformes, Hirundinidae. Gene Ontology annotation, molecular function: chromatin binding. Gene Ontology annotation, cellular component: nucleus; pericentric heterochromatin. The coding region runs from base 312 to 836 and encodes 174 amino acids. The record is from RefSeq and is a predicted model, not a curated record. Gene Ontology annotation, biological process: negative regulation of transcription by RNA polymerase II; chromatin organization. The transcript has 5 exons.
GAAGGCUCAAACCUCGGCGUUAAUAUUGGUCGGGGGCGGCCGCGCAUCGCCCCCCAAAACCUCGCCCUGGUCCCCUUCCCCCUCCACCCAGGCAGGAGGAAGUGAGAACUACACAGAUUUUGGCACAAGCACGACACAUCGCGGGGCCCCGGCGAAGGGAGGCGAACUUCGCCGCAGCCCGCUCCGCUCUACCCGCACCGUCGGCAUCGGGCGUGCCGCCCGCUCCGCCACUCUGUUCUCCUCCCCUCCUUCAUCCCCUCCCUCCCUUUUACUCUCCGGCGGCCCUGCGCGCACCGCGACAAAGGCACAAAAUGGGAAAGAAACAGAAUGGCAAAGGUAAAAAAGUUGAAGAGGCAGAGCCUGAAGAGUUUGUUGUGGAGAAAGUCCUGGACAGACGUGUUGUAAAUGGAAAGGUGGAAUACUACUUGAAGUGGAAAGGAUUUACAGAUGCUGACAACACAUGGGAACCUGAAGAGAACUUAGAUUGUCCAGAGCUAAUUGAAGCUUUUUUGAACUCUCAGAAAGCUGGUAAAGAAAAAACAGAUGGUGCCAAAAGAAAAUCUUUGUCAGAUAGCGAAUCUGAUGAUAGUAAAUCAAAGAAAAAGCGUGAUUCCGUUGAUAAACCAAGAGGGUUUGCAAGGGGUCUUGAUCCUGAGCGGAUAAUUGGGGCUACGGAUAGCAGUGGAGAGCUUAUGUUCCUCAUGAAAUGGAAAGACUCUGAUGAGGCAGAUUUGGUGCUGGCCAAAGAAGCUAAUGUGAAGUGUCCUCAGAUCGUAAUCGCUUUUUAUGAAGAACGGCUAACUUGGCAUUCAUGCCCAGAAGAUGAAGCACAAUAAUUGUUUGCAUUGCUUUUUUUUUUUUAUAUAUAAGAAUAUUAAAACCUGAAAUUUGAUUUAUUAGCAAUGUGAGAAGCAUACAUUCUAACAAGUUUCAAAUUUGAUAUUUUUUUGAAGUAGUAUGUUUUGCAUCAACCGCAAGUAAAUAAAAGCUUUCUGCAACUUGUUUCAUUUAUCACAAGAGAGCAUUUGAUACUACUACUUCCUCCAUAUUAGGUAAAAGGUUUUAUAAAACAUUGAUGAACUUCCAUAGUUAUUACAGAAUCAUAAUGAAUGUCUAAACAAACUCACAGAUGUUUUGUAGUCUUCUAUACUAUUGAUGUGCAUGUAUCUUCUUUACCCGAGCCUAGCCCUUUUAAACCAGUAGGGUCAUUCUUUUUAGUAUUUGGCAUCACUUGGUCUUAAGAAGACCAGGUGAAAACUAACUUUGUAGUAAUUUGAAUGUUAUCAGACUGUAUAUUGUUUACUUUAUUGUAAAUACUGGUGAACAGUGGUCAAUAAAAUAGUUUUAUAUUCUUCCUUUA